UUAUUCCAUUCCUGCAAAAAAACUUCAGUAAAAUGGCAAUGGUAUUACAUAUAUAUGCGCCGGCACCACAGAACAAAUACCAAUAUCCACACACAGAUAUUAACAGCAUGUCAAAAGGUAUAAAUUUGCACCAAGCGCAGUAUACAUAAUAGCACCAUAACACGUGCGGUCAACCACUAUAUAGUUUUGCAAGCAAAGAACAAGUGACUGCAUUGUAAUUCCUUUUCUUUACUCCAUUUUGCUCAACGAGAAAGACUUCAGAAAUGUCUUUUGCAUUGAACAAAAUUAUUAAUAUUCAUUGAAUUAACUUCGAAUUCAUUCAUUCGAAUGAGACUUGUUCACAGCAAACAUUGAAAAGGAUUAUUCAAAUCUAGCUAUUCUUUUUGCAAAUCAAAUUUUUUCUUCAAGGACAGUUGAAAAUGGCAGUCACUGAAGAAACAUUUUCGAUACUUCUUUCAUCGCUUUGUAUCGUCACGUUGACGAUUUUUUGCGCAUUCCUGCGUGUUUUCAAACGACGUUUCUUACCUUCUCAAUUUCAGAUCUUCGUGGAAGAGUUAGUUUGCACGUUCCAGAUAGUAGCUGGAGUUAAAGAGGGCGACAUAGUUUUGGACACAGGCGGAACUUGGGCCUAUUUUGUGUUUAUUUUUGUCCUUUUUGCGAGUUUUGGUUUAUCUUUCGAAGGAAAUGGAGCAACUUGCGGUUUAUGGGAACAACUAUUCUUCGGUCAAAUAUCUAUUGUGAAAUGCCUGAUAGCGUGUAUCUUGCAACUAAUCGGUGGAUUCAUCGGACUUGUCUACAUCAAAUCCUUCUGGAAAAUGAUCGGUCUUGGUUCUUACCAUCUCAAAAUGUACAAGCACUCAACCGAAGAUAUUUGCGAAUCUGCUAUGAACUCAACACUAUACGAAGGUAUGGUUGCCGAGUUUACAGCUACGAUUUUGUUCAGCAUUUACUCAAACUCACUUCGAAAUUUGUCACUGAUUUCAACUGGGAAACGAAGAGCCUAUUUUGACGCCUUUGUGACGUCAUUCAUAGUGAUAGUUGGAAUGGAUUACACUGGCAUGAUGUUCAAUCCUGCAUUGGCUACUGCUUUGACCUUUAACUGUAAAGGCCACUCAGUUUCAGAACACAUUUUGGUCUACUGGUUUGCACCAUUUUUAGCCACUGUUGUUUCAUGCAUUUACUUCAACUAUCAGAAGAAACAAACAAAGGAAAAGAAGGCGGAAAAGAAGGAUUAAACUUUAAAAAAAGGAUUAAAAUUUCAAUUAAAACAAAUUUCAAAAAACAACCUUAUCUAUCCACUCGUGCCAGAAAUUCUGCAUGUUAAACAUCUUCACUGCAAAAAAGUGCAAUUAUUUACAAGAUAGUGACUUAUAACCAUUCUGUGAAGAAAUAUCUAAGAUGCAGCAAGCUGAGAAGUGCGAUUUGAAGUAAAAAAAAAGUAUAACAAUAAGAUAUGCAGCCUGUUGCGGUGCAUGUAACAAAAAGUUACGAUCACAGCUAUGUGAGAAGCUGACAUAUAUUCCAGAUUUUUAAACACCCAGUUAUUCUAACAGUAACUAGGAAC
Messenger RNA from Symsagittifera roscoffensis, 1564 nucleotides. RefSeq names its product aquaporin-11-like. Bases 420 to 1235 code for a protein of 271 amino acids. Gene Ontology annotation, cellular component: cytoplasm; membrane. The transcript has a single exon. The record is from RefSeq and is a predicted model, not a curated record. Lineage: Eukaryota; Metazoa; Xenacoelomorpha; Acoela; Convolutidae. Gene Ontology annotation, biological process: transmembrane transport. Gene Ontology annotation, molecular function: channel activity.